AUGUUCAAACUACUCCCGCUCCUUCUCCUUGCGGUCCUCCUCCUCUCAUUUGUCGACUUCACUGGCGCGGUCAUCGAGGGCAACACCAUCUGCGAAACCACCAAUGGCUCCCCCCUCACCGAAAAGCUAUUUGGCAUCACUCGUUGGGGCAGGGGCGAAGGUUUUACCUGCAAGCAGAGUUCUAACGGCGCCAACGGUCGCCCUGGAUGCACCUUAUGCGGACAGCUUAACAACGGCAGUCUCAAAGUCUCCAUCUGCGGAGUGAAGGGCUCUAGCUACGGCGUCGAGCAAGUGAAGGACGCGUUGAGAAAUCUGAUGAGAGACUGCACCAGAGCCUCCGGCGCGCGCAGAACUCUAAAGACUGGUGGAAAGUGGAGGGACAAGGGGGGCGAGUUCAUGAUCCUCGUACACCUCUAA
This is a messenger RNA of Morchella importuna, 417 nucleotides long. RefSeq lists its product as uncharacterized. Bases 1 to 417 code for a protein of 138 amino acids. The transcript has a single exon. Lineage: Eukaryota; Fungi; Ascomycota; Pezizomycetes; Pezizales; Morchellaceae. The record is from RefSeq and is a predicted model, not a curated record.